AUGGUCGAUUUCCUCUACACGGGAAGAUUCUGUCUGGAUAAGGCAAUGGUUGAGUGCAUUGGUGCUGAACUCGACAGCGAUGAUGGCGAAAAGAAGCAGCACUGGACGAUUCUGUCCUUGAUCAAGUGUUAUGUGGCGGCCGAUAAGUAUGAAAUUCCGCACAUGGCGGGUUACACACUCAGAGAAAUCCGUGACGCCACGGAAGACGAAGACGACGGAUUUGCAUACUACAUGCGGGAAUCCUUCCCCGACACCAUCAAGUUCGUCUACGACAACACGCAUCCAGCGUCGUCCAUGGGUCGGAGGCUCCGAGUCUAUUUCUUGGGCAUCUGCAAGACCCGCCUCCCCGCCUUGUACUUGAACCCGCGUUUCCAGUCCGCCCUAGAUCCCGUCGACGAGUUUUGGAAGGAGCUCGUGCGCGCACAGGCCGAUAUCGCCCCGUCGAACCGUCACGGCCCGGCCUGGUGCAAAUGCCCCAACUGUGACGAGUGUUUCCCAGUAUUGCUUGGGCCCGGGGACCACAGCAAGACGAAAGUUAAGGGAAAGUUUUGCCCCUUCUGUGUCGGUCUCCCGUCUCACUCGUUACCCGGCAUAAACGACGAGUUCCUCAUCGUACCGGCGCCGGCCGAUGACAAUAGCCCAGCCGGUUCAGAUGGUGUGGCGGAGAGGAAACGACUUGUCGAGCACGCGAUAAGGAGGGACAUAAAGGCUAGGGACAAGAAAGUAUGGGAAGAGUCCUCCAAAAGAAGAAGACUCAGAUGA
This is a messenger RNA of Diplodia corticola, 762 nucleotides long. RefSeq lists its product as uncharacterized. The transcript has a single exon. The record is from RefSeq and is a predicted model, not a curated record. Bases 1 to 762 code for a protein of 253 amino acids. Lineage: Eukaryota; Fungi; Ascomycota; Dothideomycetes; Botryosphaeriales; Botryosphaeriaceae.